AUGCGUUACUAUAUAUUGAUUACCGUUCUGAUCACUGAAGUUCUGACUGAAACUGAACACGAAUUUGUGCCGAUUGGGAAAGAUACGGCUCCGCACACGAUUAAUGUGACUUUGGAGAGACCGUUGCCGAAGAGCGUCGGGAGUACUGUAGUUUCUCAUAAAGUGUUCACUGAAGAUGGCAUCAAGUAUACUGAAAUAGUCCGGAAAACACCUUCGGGAGGAACUCAAGUUGCUCAUAUCAAAGGAGAUGUCGUGAGUUUCACGGUUAAUCAAGAAACGCUUUUCUUCUUUAAUUCUUUCAGAGACCUUCCCUUCUCCCUGUGCCUGUUCCCGAUCUGUCCGGACUGAUGAGAAGAUUGCAAACGACGAUUGCGGCACGACUGGAAAUGCCUGCCCAUCCGCUGCCCAAUGAUAGCUUCUUCACUCGUGCAGUUGUUUCCGUCACGCCUACUGCAGCAGUAGAAGAGUUCGUUCCCGCGUUUCUUUCGUUUUCUGCCUCCUGGAGGCGUUCAAAAAUUGCGUAUGGCACCCAUGUUUCAGGGGCCAUCGCGGGCAAUUGGGAAAAGUUUUCAACCAGCAAUAAACGCACCUCGGCAAAGCCUCAUUGGUCACGUUAUCGCCCCAGCGCAAAGCUGAUGUGAACGGCCGAGUGACGGGAGGUCAUGCGGACUGCGUGCCGACUUCUCACGGGUUCCGCCCGUCACUAUGCGAUGCACGCGGCUAGGCCACGCCCACUUUUCCUAAAAGGGACUCAUUUGCAAAUGGAAUGAUCUUCUGAAUUUCAGCCCGAUCUACCCGCAAAAUUCGGGAUUCGCUCCGCCCACAGUGGUUCCGUUUCCUCCCCCUGCGUACCCUCCAAUGAUGAUGUAUCCUCCGGCUCCGUACAGUCUUCUGGGCCGCGUGGAAAGCAUGACUGGCAACAUUCUGGACAAUGUGAUGGAGUUUGUGAUGGGAAGACGUCGAUGA
Messenger RNA from Caenorhabditis sp. 36 PRJEB53466, 966 nucleotides. NCBI's taxonomy places the organism in Eukaryota, Metazoa, Nematoda, Chromadorea, Rhabditida, Rhabditidae. The record is from the annotation of a GenBank genome assembly.